AUGGCUUUGGACAUUCAUUGUAUAGAAAAUGACCCCCAAAGAAUACUCGGAGUAAAAGAAGAAGUUGUAGUCACUCAAGAAUUAUUUCCUAAUGCAGAUUCUCGGAACUCUAAUGCUUCGAAUAUUUUCUUAGAAAACGAAUCAGUCGGCGAAAAUCGAUGCAUACUGCCAAUACUCGUAGAUGACACGGAAUUUGGAGUAGUGAACGAAGUGGUGGGAGCCGAGGGCUUACGAGUUGGUGCGAGCGUUAUUCCCAAUUCGAAUGUGGAAGAAGAAAUGGUGCGACGUGAAGCUAUUCCUUUACAAAGCAAGAUGCCAUCGUGUUCAGGUCGAGGUCGUCGAGGCCAUAUGCGUUUCCCUACAUCCGAAAACAAUGAUUUUAAUAACGUUAACGAUAGUAUGAACAAUGAAGUUCUUCUUGAAAGCGAUCGUCGGACUACAAUGCACUACAUCAAAUACAUCAAAAGAGACGGUAAAACUUUUAAGUUAUGGGAAUGUGGCAUUUGUAGUAAAGAAUUCAGACAUCAAUAUACUUUAAUGAGACAUCUCCCUACGCAUACUGAUGAACGAAAUUUUAAGUGUGAAACGUGCGGCAAAGGGUUCCGACAAAUGAGCACUCUUUCUCAGCAUAGGGCCAUUCAUAGUGAUGCAAGGCCUUAUGUGUGUGAGGUUUGCACCAAGACAUUCAACAGGGUGUCUACUUUAAUAUCACACAGAAAGACACAUUCAGCUCAUAAGCCACAUAAAUGUCAUGUUUGUGGGAAAGGUUUUCAUCAAAAAGGAAAUUUGAGAAACCAUAUUUUCACUCACACAAAUGAAAGACCUUACAAAUGUGAAGUGUGUUCUAAAGGAUUCAAUCAAAUGUCUAAUCUGAUGUGUCAUAAAGUCAAAGCUCACAGUAAUGGAGAAAGAGUUUUAUACUCUUGCAAUAUUUGUAAACUGGAAUUUCCCCGAAAUGGAGAGAAAAUUGAGAAUUCCAGAAAUUAUAUUCCAAACAAUGUGUCUUUGCAUACACUUAAUAAAAUUGAAGCUGAAGGAAGUUCAAAUGGCCAAGAUACUAAAUCGUAUCCAGGAAUUAUAAUAGAUGCUAUUAAUACUAAAGCAAUGAUGAUUGCUAGAGAGACAGGGCAAACUGCAUUUGCUCUCUUGAAACUUGCAAAAGGUAGUCCAGUUUUAGUAAAAGUUCUUUGUAUAUCUCAUGAGAAACAUAUGCUAAUUCCUGCUUCCGCAGAGGACUUGAAAACUGCUGAUGAAAUCACUAUCUCAUCAAAUUUAGAUGCAGCAAAAAAUGGAUCAGUUCGCGCUUUACACAUUAAAAUUCCAAUAGUAGCUACAGUAAUACAAAAAGCUGAUGCAGAUGGACGAAUAACAAUGCAUGUAGAAUCUCCAGGUUAUAAUCCAGAUGUAAAUCUUUUUGGUGAUUCAAAUGAGGCAAUGCGAAUUGCCAAACAGGGCUCAAGCAUGCAAAUUGCAUCAACUAUUUCUAGCAGGCCUUUCAUGGAUUGUAAUUCUGACAAUUCAAGCUCUGAAAAUAAAAUUGAUGCUCAUUCAUUAGAUCUUAUAAAUAACCAUGUCAACUCUGAUAUUCAGAGAUUCAUGAAUGUUGAAAAUGGUAGUGAUAUACAGUUUAUGUGUUCUUCAGUUAACGGAAUGGAAUAUCAAGUUUUAAGUGCAGAAGAGGCAAUGCAAAUGAUGCAGCAGCCUGUCCAGACAAUAGAAGUUGUUAAUGAUAAUAUUAAUCAUAUUCGACAAAGUCAUGCAAUGCAAGAGAACAACUUACCUGACUUUGUAGAUGAAAUGUGUUCUGACUUUCAGAUGCAUCAAGGAAACAAUCCCAUGAUGAUAACUCAGUCUGACUUGGAUUCAUUAGGAGUAGCUGUCAAUCAGCAGGAUCUUUCCUUUUCUAAUGAUGGCAACUUGUUACCAUGCUAGAACAUAGUUUUAGUUUUAUCUUUGAAAUGAACAUUAUGUAGUUCAACAAGAAAAGAAUGAACACAUCAUUGUUCAGUACACACUUCCAAGUUAAUUGUUUCUCAUGUUCUAGAUGUCUUAGAUUUCUUGUUAUAUAUUGUUAAAUAUUAUUAAAUGAAUUGCAGGAUAUACAGCUGCAUAAAAAAUUGUAUUAAAAAGAAUUAAUUAUAAUUUUUUGUUGCACGAAUUGAUUCAAAGUUAUUUGGUGUUUGAUAUCUAAUAAAUAUUUUAUGUUUCUCAUAAAUUGAAUUGUUAAAGAUUGUACUAAUAUAAAAAUAAAUAAAUGUUACGAAAAAUG
This is a messenger RNA of Gryllus bimaculatus (two-spotted cricket), 2269 nucleotides long. Lineage: Eukaryota; Metazoa; Arthropoda; Insecta; Orthoptera; Gryllidae. The record is from the annotation of a GenBank genome assembly.